Messenger RNA from Cuscuta europaea, 2632 nucleotides. The record is from the annotation of a GenBank genome assembly. NCBI's taxonomy places the organism in Eukaryota, Viridiplantae, Streptophyta, Magnoliopsida, Solanales, Convolvulaceae.
GGGAAGGGAAGGGAAAAGGGAAGGGAAGGCUCCUCUUUCUUCAAUUCAAUUCAUCCUCUUCGUGUUAAGGUUCUUUGCCGUAACCGGAGAUGCUUGGCGUUUCCGGCCUGAUAAGUGGCCAGGGGGAUGUGGCCGCAGCAGCGGAAGCUCCGGAGAGUGGCGCUGGGGCUGGUAGUGCUGGAGAUUCCGGUGGCGGAACUGUGUCCCUCCCGCCGAGUGCCUUCAGCGAGGCGGCGAGGAUGGAGGAGGGAGACCGGAAUUCCGGCGGCGGAAAUAGGUGGCCGCGGCAAGAGACAUUAGCUCUACUGAAAAUCAGGUCUGAUAUGGAUGUGGUUUUCAGAGACUCGAGCUUGAAAGGUCCUCUAUGGGAAGAAGUUUCCAGGAAAAUGGCAGAGCUUGGAUACCAUCGAAAUGCUAAGAAGUGCAAAGAGAAAUUUGAGAACGUCUACAAGUACCACAAGCGCACCAGGGAAAGCCGUGCAACCAAGUCCGACGGAAAAACUUACCGGUUUUUCGACCAGCUUGAGGCUUUCGAACACAGUCCUCUCGCUCUUCCUCCGCCACCAUCUCGGCCGCAGCCGCCGCUAGUGGCCGCUCCGCAACCGUCAACUGUUGUGGCACCACCGCAUCAUUUGCCUGGGAAUCCGGCUAAUCCUCCGGUGGUUCCCUUGCCCGUCCAAGUUACUGUUCCAUCGACUGUUAGUCCGGCGACGAUUCAAGAAGUUCAGAAUCCGAUCAGUGCUAUGGCAUUUCCGCCGCAGUCGCAGACCAGAUCAGUGCAGGUGCCGGUGCCUCCUCCACCGGCGGCCCCAAACAAUUCCAGCAUGUUUCCCCCUCAAAGGAAUGUUCAAUAUCCUGGGAGUCCGUUUUCAGAUUCGACCUGGUCCUCUGCCACAUCAUCGGACGAGGAUAUCCACAGGCGGCACAAGAGGAAGAGGAAGUGGAAGGACUUCUUCGAGAAGCUAAUGAAGGAUGUGAUUGAGAAACAGGAGGAUCUUCAGAGGAAGUUUCUGGAAGCUCUAGAAAAACGCGAGCGGGACAGGAUGGUGAGAGAGGAAGCUUGGAGAGUUCAGGAGAUGGCGAGAAUGAACAGGGAGCACGAUCUGCUGGUCAAGGAAAGAUCUAUGGCUGCUGCCAAAGACGCCGCCGUGCUUCAGUUCUUACAGAAGGUCUCCGAUCAGCACAAUCUGGAAAUUCCUAUCGCAAACGCAAUUCCACCCUCUCAAGUCCAAGCACCAAUAGCUCCCGAGAGUAUAUCGACGCCCACACAGCCGUCACCUCCGCCGCUGUCCCAAUCUCAACAAACGCCGGCUCAUGGACCGGAACCUAUAUCGUUUGCGCCACCAGCUACUCUUCCAUACUCUGUAUCAUCUCCUAUGACCCCUUCUGUGGCGCCGACGACGACCUUGGACGUUCUUCCCAAACAGGACAACAACAACAAUAACAACAGCGCAAUAAUCACCACCAUAGAGAGUUAUACUCCGGCGAGCUCAUCGAGGUGGCCGAAAACUGAGGUACAAGCAUUGAUCACUUUGAGGACGAACCUGGAUACGAAGUACCAAGAGAGUGGGCCGAAAGGGCCGCUGUGGGAGGAGAUAUCCGCCGGAAUGAGGAAGCUUGGGUACAACAGGAAUGCGAAAAGGUGCAAGGAGAAAUGGGAGAACAUCAACAAAUACUUCAAGAAGGUGAAGGAAAGCAACAAGAGAAGGCCUGAAGAUUCAAAGACUUGCCCGUAUUUUCACCUGCUAGAUGCCAUUUACAAGGAAAAAGCAAUAUCAACUCCCGGCAGCGGCGGCUCAUCAUUCAAACCGGAAAACACCCAGAUGAUUCCCAUAAUGGCACAACCGGAGCAGCAAUGGCCACUUCCAAGGCCGGAGCAGCAGCAGCACAACGAGCACGAGAGCGAUAACAUGGAUGAAGACGGAGAAGAUGACGAAGAUUACGAUGAUGAAGACGGCGGAGGUUACGAGAUAGUGACGAACAAACAGCAGGCAACGGCUCCGGCGACCACCGCCGCAAGCUGAUUAACAUAUAUCCAGGUAAGAAAACUUUGCAGGACAUACAUUUUCUGAGCGCAGGCGAUGAAAGAAUGUGAAAUGGAAACUAAAAAGAAGAAGCAGAGAUGGGCAAUUAUCAAUCAGUAACGCAUUGGGAAUAGUGAGUGGGUCAACUAAUUUUCUCAGUGUCAGAAGAAGAUGUACAAUGUGGGUCAGGUUCCGAAUUCCGGUAGGUUGGGUUUCAGACGGCGGUGGCGCAGUGAAAGUAUAUAUACAUACAUAUCCAUAUAGGCGGCCUGAACAUGACCAGAGUCACUGUUCCGGGCGUUUUUAGGCGAGCUGUAAAACCAUAAAAACGCCAGGAAAGAGGUCAGCAAGUGUUUAAAGGUCAUCAUAGUUGGUUAGUUUCGUUAUAAGUUUUUUUAAAACAUUUAUUUAUUGUUUCCUAAUAAGUUUUUAUUGAGAGGACAUAUUUGAGUGGGAAAGAGCUGAGACUCCGAAAAAUAAAUAAUACUCCGUAAGAUAAUUUAAUUUGUAACUUCUUUUUCUUUCAUUGUAAAACCAAAACUUCUUGUAUGUUCUUCUUGUUGGGUGUAAAUGUGAGAUUUGGAAAUUGAAUACUUUAGUUGCACUCU